This is a messenger RNA of Hydra vulgaris (swiftwater hydra), 13278 nucleotides long. The record is from RefSeq and is a predicted model, not a curated record. NCBI's taxonomy places the organism in Eukaryota, Metazoa, Cnidaria, Hydrozoa, Anthoathecata, Hydridae.
AUAUGCAACAAAAAAAUGUUAUUGAACAUAUGGAUAUUAUGUGUUUUGUUUGUAAGUUGUUAUCAAAAUUCAGCAACAACUGAAGCUACAACAACAACAAGCGAAGCCACAAUUACAACAACUGAAGUUCCAACAAUAACAACUGAAGCUACAACAACAACUACUAAAGCUACAACAACAACAACAAAAGCCGCAACCACAACAACUGAAGCUCCAACAACAACAAAUGAAGCUACAACAACAACUACUGAAGCUACAACAACAAUUGAAAGUACAACAACAACAACCAAAAAUCCAACCACAACAACUGAAGCUACUACAACAACGGAUGCUUUAACUACAACAAUCGAAGCCACAACUACAACAAACGAAGCUACAACCACAACAACUGAAGCUCCAACCACAACAACCGAGGCCACAACUACAACAACUGAAGUUCCAACAACAACAACUGAAGCUACAACAACAACUACUGAAGCUGCAACAACAACAGAAAGUACAACUACAACAACCGAAAAUCCAACUACAACAACUGAAGCUACUACAACAACGGAUGCUUCAACUACAACAACCGAAGCUACAACCAAAACAACUGAAGCUCCAACCACAACAACUGAAGCUCCAACCUCAACACUCGAAGCCACAACUACAACAACUGAAAUUCCAACAACAACAACUAAAGCUACAACAACAACAACUAAAGUUACAACAUCAACAACCGAAGGCACAACAACAACAACUGAAGCUCCAACAACAACAACUGAAGCUACAACAACAACAAUUGAAGCUGCAACAACAAUUGAAAGUACAACUACAACAACCGAAAAUCCAACCACAACAACUGAAGCUACUACAACAACGGAUGCUUUAACUACAACAACCAAUGCUACAACUAUAACAACCGAAGCUACAACCACAACAACUGAAGCUCCAACCACAACAACCGAAGCCACAACUACAUCAACUGAAGUUCCAACAACAACAACUGAAACUACAACAACAACUUUUGAAGCUGCAACAACAACAGCAAGUACAACUACAACAACCGAAAAUCCAAAUACAACAACUGAAGCUACUACAACAACGGAUGCUUCAACUACAACAACCGAAGCUACAACUACAACAACCGAAGCUACAACCACAACAACUGAAGCUCCAACCACAACAACUGAAGCUCCAACCACAACAAUCGAAGCCACAACUACAACAACUGAAAUUCCAACAACAACAACUAAAGCUACAACAACAACAACUGAAGUUACAACAUCAACAACCGAAGGCACAAGCACAACAACUGAAGCUCCAACAACAACAACUGAAGCUACAACAACAACAACUGAAGCUACAACAACAAUUGAAAGUACAACUACAACAACCGAAAAUCCAACCACAACAACUGAAGCUACUACAACAACGGAUGCUUUAACUACAACAACCGAAGCUACAACUACAACAACCGAAGCUACAACCACAACAACUGAAGCUCCAACCACAACAACCGAAGCCACAACUACAACAACUGAAGUUCCAACAACAACAACUGAAGCUACAACAACAACUUCUGAAGCUGCAACAACAACAAUUGAAGUUACAACAACAACAACCGAAGGCACAACCACAACAACUGAAUCUCCAACAACAACAACUGAAGCUACAGCAACAACAAUUGAAGCUGCAACAACAAUUGAAAGUACAACUACAACAACUGAAAAUCCAACCACAACAACUGAAGCUACUACAACAACGGAUGCUUUAACUACAACAACCGAAGCUACAACUACAACUACCGAAGCUACAACCACAACAACUGAAGCUCCAACCACAACAACCGAAGCCACAACUACAUCAACUGAAGUUCCAACAACAACAACUGAAACUACAACAACAACUUCUGAAGCUGCAACAACAACAGCAAGUACAACUACAACAACCGAAAAUCCAAAUACAACAACUGAAGCUACUACAACAACAGAUGCUUCAACUACAACAACCGAAGCUACAACUACAACAACCGAAGCUACAACCAUAACAACCGAAGCCACAACUACAACAACUGAAAUUCCAACAACAACAACUGAAGCUACAACAACAACUACUGAAACUGAAACAACAACAACUGAAGUUACAACAACAACAACCGAAGGCACAACCACAACAACUGAAGCUCCAACAACAACAACUGAAGCUCCAACAACAACAAUUGAAGCUGCAACAACAAUUGAAAGUACAACUACAACAACCGAAAAUCCAACCACAACAACUGAAGCUACUACAACAACGGAUGCUUUAACUACAACAACCGAAGCUACAACUACAACAACCGAAGCUUCAACCACAACAACUGAAGCUCCAACCACAACAAACGAAGCCACAACUACAACAACUGAAGUUCCAACAACAACAACUGAAGCUACAACAACAACUACUGAAGCUGCAACAACAGCAGGAAGUACAACUACAACAACCGAAAAUCCAACCACAACAACUGAAGCUACUACAACAACGGAUGCUUCAACUACAACAACCGAAGCUACAACUACAACAACCGAAGCUACAACCACAACAACCGAAGCCACAACUACAACAACUGAAGUUCCAACAACAACAACUGAAGCUACAACAACAACUACUGAAGCUGCAACAACAACAACUGAUGUUACAACAACAACAACUGAAAGCACAACCACAACAACUGAAGCUCCAACAACAACAACUGAAGCUACAACAACAACUACUGAAGCUGCAACAACAACAGGAAGUACAACUACAACAACCGAAAAUCCAACUACAACAACUGAAGCUACUACAACAACGGAUGCUUCAACUACAACAACCGAAGCUACAACUACAACAACCGAAGCUACAACCACAACAACCGAAGCCACAACUACAACAACUGAAGUUCCAACAACAACAACUGAAGCUACAACAACAACUACUGAAGCUGCAACAACAACAACUGAAGUUACAACAACAACAACCGAAAGCACAACCACAACAACUGAAGCUCCAACAACAACAACUGAAGCUACAACAACAACAACUGAAGCUACAACAACAAUUGAAAGUACAACUACAACAACCGAAAAUCCAACCACAUCAACUGACGCUGCUACAGCAACGGAUGCUUCAACUACAACAACCGAAGCUACAACUACAACAACCGAAGCUACAACCACAUCAACUGAAGCUCCAACCACAACAACCGAAGCCACAACUACAACGACUGAAGUUCCAACAACAACAACUGAAGCUACAACAACAACUAAUGAAGCUGCAACAACAACAGGAAGUUCAACUACAACAACCGAAAAUUCAACUACAACAACUGAAGCUACUACAUCAACGGAUGCUUCAACUACAACAACCGAAGCUACAACUACAACAACCGAAGCUACAACCACAACAACCGAAGCCACAACUACAACAACUGAAGUUCCAACAACAACAACUGAAGCUACAACAACAACUACUGAAGCUGCAACAACAACAACUAAAGUUACAACAACAACAACCGAAGGCACAACCACAACAACUGAAUCUCUAACAACAGCAACUGAAGCUACAGCAACAACAAUUGAUGCUGCAACAACAAUUGAAAGUACAACUACAACAACCGAAAAUCCAACUACAACAACUGAAGCUACUACAACAACGGAUGCUUUAACUACAACAACCGAAGCUACAACUACAACAACCGAAGCUACAACUACAACAACUGAAGCUCCAACCACAACAACCGAAGCCACAACUACAUCAACUGAAGUUCCAACAACAAUAACUGAAGCUACAACAACAACUACUGAAGCUGCAACAACAGCAGGAAGUACAACUACAACAACCGAAAAUCCAACCACAACAACUGAAGCUACUACAACAACGGAUGCUUUAACUACAACAACCGAAGCUACAACUACAACAACCGAAGCUACAACCACAACAACCGAAGCCACAACUACAACAACUGAAGUUCCAACAACAACAACUGAAGCUACAACAACAACUACUGAAGCUGCAACAACAACAACUGAAGUUACAACAACAACAACCGAAGGCACAACCACAACAACUGAAUCUCCAACAACAACAACUGAAACUACAGCAACAACAAUUGAAGCUGCAACAACAAUUGAAAGUACAACUACAACAACUGAAAAUCCAACCACAACAACUGAAGCUACUACAACAACGGAUGCUUUAACCACAACAACUGAAGCUCCAACCACAACAACUGAAGCCACAACUACAUCAACUGAAGUUCCAACAACAACAACUGAAACUACAACAACAACUUUUGAAGCUGCAACAACAACAGCAAGUACAACUACAACAAUUGAAAAUCCAAAUACAACAACUGAAGCUACUACAACAACGGAUGCUUCAACUACAACAACCGAAGCUACAACUACAACAACCGAAGCUACAACCACAACAACUGAAGCUCCAACCACAACAACUGAAGCUCCAACCACAACAAUCGAAGCCACAACUACAACAACUGAAAUUCCAACAACAACAACUAAAGCUACAACAACAACAACUGAAGUUACAACAUCAACAAUUAAAGGCACAACAACAACAACUGAAGCUCCAACAACAACAACUGAAGCUACAACAACAACAACUGAAGCUACAACAACAAUUGAAAGUACAACUACAACAACUGAAAAUCCAACCACAACAACUGAAGCUACUACAACAACGGAUGCUUUAACUACAACAACCGAAGCUACAACUACAACAACCGAAGCUACAACCACAACAACUGAAGCUCCAACCACAACAACCGAAGCCACAACUACAACAACUGAAGUUCCAACAACAACAACUGAAGCUACAACAACAACUACUGAAGCUGCAACAACAACAAUUGAAGUUACAACAACAACAACCGAAGGCACAACCACAACAACUGAAUCUCCAACAACAACAACUGAAACUACAGCAACAACAAUUGAAGCUGCAACAACAAUUGAAAGUACAACUACAACAACUGAAAAUCCAACCACAACAACUGAAGCUACUACAACAACGGAUGCUUUAACUACAACAACCGAAGCUACAACUACAACAACCGAAGCUACAACCACAACAACUGAAGCUCCAACCACAACAACCGAAGCCACAAAUACAACAACUGAAGUUCCAACAACAACAACUGAAGCUACAACAACAACUACUGAAGCUGCAACAACAACAAUUGAAGUUACAACAACAACAACCGAAGGCACAACCACAACAACUGAACUUCCAACAACAACAACUGAAGCUACAGCAACAACAAUUGAAGCUGCAACAACAAUUGAAAGUACAACUACAACAACUGAAAAUCCAACCACAACAACUGAAGCUACUACAACAACGGAUGCUUUAACUACAACAACCGAAGCUACAACUACAACUACCGAAGCUACAACCACAACAACUGAAGCUCCAACCACAACAACCGAAGCCACAACUACAUCAACUGAAGUUCCAACAACAACAACUGAAACUACAACAACAACUUCUGAAGCUGCAACAACAACAGCAAGUACAACUACAACAACCGAAAAUCCAAAUACAACAACUGAAGCUACUACAACAACGGAUGCUUCAACUACAACAACCGAAGCUACAACUACAACAACCGAAGCUACAACCACAACAACUGAAGCUCCAACCACAACAACUGAAGCUCCAACCACAACAAUCGAAGCCACAACUACAACAACUGAAAUUCCAACAACAUCAACUAAAGCUACAACAACAACAACUGAAGUUACAACAUCAACAACCGAAGGCACAACCACAACAACUGAAGCUCCAACAACAACAACUGAAGCUACAACAACAACAACUGAAGCUACAACAACAAUUGAAAGUACAACUACAACAACCGAAAAUCCAACCACAACAACUGAAGCUACUACAACAACGGAUGCUUUAACUACAACAACCGAAGCUACAACUACAACAACCGAAGCUAUAACCACAACAACUGACGCUCCAAACACAACAACCGAAGCCACAACUACAACAACUGAAGUUCCAACAACAACAACUGAAGCUACAACAACAACUACUGAAACUGCAACAACAACAACUGAAGUUACAACAACAACAACCGAAGGCACAACCACAACAACUGAAGCUCUAACAACAACAACUGAAGCUACAACAACAACCAUUAAAGCUGCAACAACAAUUGAAAGUACAACUACAACAACCGAAAAACCAACCACAACAACUGAAGCUACUACAACAACGGAUGCUUUAACUACAACAACCGAAGCUACAACUACAACAACCGAAGCUACAACCACAACAACUGAAGCUCCAACCACAACAACCGAAACCACAACUACAACAACUGAAGUUCCAACAACAACAACUGAAGCUACAACAACAACUACUGAAGCUGCAACAACAGCAGGAAGUACAACUACAACAACCGAAAAUCCAACCACAACAACUGAAGCUACUACAACAACGGAUGCUUCAACUACAACAACUGAAGCUACAACUACAACAACCGAAGCUACAACCACAACAACCGAAGCCACAACUACAACAACUGAAGUUCCAACAACAACAACUGAAGCUACAACAACAACUACUGAAGCUGCAACAACAACAACUGAAGUUACAACAACAACAACCGAAAGCACAACCACAACAACUGAAGCUCCAACAACAACAACUGAAGCUACAACAACAACUACUGAAGCUGCAACAACAACAGGAAGUACAACUACAACAACCGAAAAUCCAACUACAACAACUGAAGCUACUACAACAAAGGAUGCUUCAACUACAACAACCGAAGCUACAACUACAACAACCGAAGCUACAACCACAACAACCGAAGCCACAACUACAACAACUGAAGUUCCAACAACAACAACUGAAGCUACAACAACAACUACUGAAGCUGCAACAACAACAACUGAAGUUACAACAACAACAACCGAAAGCACAACCACAACAACUGAAGCUCCAACAACAACAACUGAAGCUACAACAACAACAAUUGAAGCUGCAACAACAAUUGAAAGUACAACUACAACAACCGAAAAUCCAACCACAACAACUGAAGCUACUACAACAAUGGAUGCUUCAACUACAACAACCGAAGCUACAACUACAACAGCAGAAGCUACAACCACAACAACUGAAGAACCAACUACAACAACUGAAGUUCCAACAACAACAACUAAAGCUACAACAACAACUACUGAAAUUACAACAACAACAACCGAAGGCACAACCACAACAACUGAAGCUCCAACAACAACAACUGAAGCUACAACAUUAAUUGAAAGUACAACUACAACAACCGAAAAUCCAACCACAACAACUGACGCUGCUACAGCAACGGAUGCUUCAACUACAACAACCGAAGCUACAACUACAACAACCGAAGCUACAACCACAACAACUGAAGCUCCAACCACAACAACCGAAGCCACAACUACAACAACUGAAGUUCCAACAACAACAACUGAAGCUACAACAACAACUAAUGAAGCUGCAACAACAACAGGAAGUUCAACUACAACAACCGAAAAUUCAACUACAACAACUGAAGCUACUACAUCAACGGAUGCUUCAACUACAACAACCGAAGCUACAACUACAACAACCGAAGCUACAACCACAAUAACCGAAACCACAACUACAACAACUGAAGUUCCAACAACAACAACUGAAGCUACAACAACAACUACUGAAGCUGCAACAACAACAACUGAAGUUACAACAACAACAACCGAAAGCACAACCACAACAACUGAAUCUCCAACAACAACAACUGAAGCUACAGCAACAACAAUUGAAGCUGCAACAACAAUUGAAAGUACAACUACAACAACUAAAAAUCCAACCACAACAACUGAAGCUACUACAACAACGGAUGCUUUAAUUACAACAACCGAAGCUACAACUACAACAACCGAAGCUACAACCACAACAACGAAAGCUCCAACCACAACAAACGAAGCCACAACUACAACAACUGAAGUUCCAACAACAACAACUGAAGCUACAACAACAACUACUGAAGCUGCAACAACAGCAGGAAGUACAACUACAACAACCGAAAAUCCAACCACAACAACUGAAGCUACUACAACAACGGAUGCCUCAACUACAACAACUGAAGCUACAACUACAACAACCGAAGCUACAACCACAACAACCGAAGCCACAACUACAACAACUGAAGUUCCAACAACAACAACUGAAGCUACAACAACAACUACUGAAGCUGCAACAACAACAACUGAAGUUACAACAACAACAACCGAAAGCACAACCACAACAACUGAAGCUCCAACAACAACAACUGAAGCUACAACAACAACUACUGAAGCUGCAACAACAACAGGAAGUACAACUACAACAACCGAAAAUCCAACUACAACAACUGAAGCUACUACAACAAAGGAUGCUUCAACUACAACAACCGAAGCUACAACUACAACAACCGAAGCUACAACCACAACAACCGAAGCCACAACUACAACAACUGAAGUUCCAACAACAACAAAUGAAGCUACAACAACAACUACUGAAGCUGCAACAACAACAACUGAAGUUACAACAACAACAACCGAAAGCACAACCACAACAACUGAAGCUCCAACAACAACAACUGAAGCUACAACAACAACAAUUGAAGCUGCAACAACAAUUGAAAGUACAACUACAACAACCGAAAAUCCAACCACAACAACUGAAGCUACUACAACAAUGGAUGCUUCAACUACAACAACCGAAGCUACAACUACAACAGCAGAAGCUACAACCACAACAACUGAAGAACCAACUACAACAACUGAAGUUCCAACAACAACAACUAAAGCUACAACAACAACUACUGAAAUUACAACAACAACAACCGAAGGCACAACCACAACAACUGAAGCUCCAACAACAACAACUGAAGCUACAACAUUAAUUGAAAGUACAACUACAACAACCGAAAAUCCAACCACAACAACUGACGCUGCUACAGCAACGGAUGCUUCAACUACAACAACCGAAGCUACAACUACAACAACCGAAGCUACAACCACAACAACUGAAGCUCCAACCACAACAAACGAAGCCACAACUACAACAACUGAAGUUCCAACAACAACAACUGAAGCUACAACAGCAACUAAUGAAGCUGCAACAACAACAGGAAGUUCAACUACAACAACCGAAAAUUCAACUACAACAACUGAAGCUACUACAUCAACGGAUGCUUUAACUACAACAACCGAAGCUACAACUACAACAACCGAAGCUACAACCACAAUAACCGAAGCCACAACUACAACAACUGAAGUUCCAACAACAACAACUGAAGCUACAACAACAACUACUGAAGCUGCAACAACAACAACUGAAGUUACAACAACAACAACCGAAGGCACAACCACAACAACUGAAUCUCCAACAACAACAACUGAAGCUACAGCAACAACAAUUGAAGCUGCAACAACAAUUGAAAGUACAACUACAACAACUGAAAAUCCAACCACAACAACUGAAGCUACUACAACAACGGAUGCUUUAACUACAACAACCGAAGCUACAACUACAACUACUGAAGCUACAAUUACAACAACUGAAGCUCCAACCACAACAACCCAAGCCACAACUACAUCAACUGGAGUUCCAACAAUAACAACUGAAGCUACAUCAACAACUACUGAAGCUGCAACAACAACAGGAAGUACAACUACAACAACCGAAAAUCCAACCACAACAACUGAAGCUACUACAACAACGGAUGCUUCAACUACAACAACCGAAGCUACAACUAAAACAACCGAAGCUACAACCACAACAACUGAAGCUCUAACCACAACAAUCGAAGCCACAACUACAACAACUGAAGUUCCAACAACAACAACUAAAGCUACAACAACAACUACUGAAGUUGCAACAACAACAACCGACGGCACAACCACAACAACUGAAGCUCCAACAACAACAACUGAAGCUACAACAACAACAACUGAAUCUACAACAACAAUUGAAAGUACAACUACAACAACCGAAAAUCCAACCACAACAACUGAAGCUACUACAACAACGGAUGCUUUAACUACAACAACCGAAGCCUCAACUACAUCAACCGAAGCUACAACCACAACAACUGAAGCUCUAACCGCAACAACCGAAGCCACAACUACAACACCUGAAGUUCCAACAACAACAACUGAAGCAACAACAACAACUACUGAAGCUGCAACAACGUCAGGAAGUACAACUACAACAACCGAAAGUCCAACUACAACAACUGAAGCUACUACAACAACGGAUGCUUCAACUACAACAACCGAAGCUACAACUACAACAACCGAAGCUACAACCACAACAAAUGAAGCUCCAACCACAACAACUGAAGCUCCAACCACAACAAUCGAAGCCACAACUACAACAACUGAAGUUCCAACAACAACAACUAAAGCUACAACAACAACAACUGAAGUUACAACAUCAACAACCGAAGGCACAACCACAACAACUGAAGCUACAACAACAACAACUGAAGCUACAACAACAACAACUGAAGCUGCAACAACAACAGGAAGUACAACUACAACAACCGAAAAUCCAACCACAACAACUGAAGCUGCUACAACAACGGAUGCUUCAACUACAACAAUCGAAGCUACAACUACAACAACCGAAGCUACAACCACAACAACUGAAGCUCCAACCACAACAAGCGAAGCCACAACUACAACAACUGAGGUUCCAACAACAACAACUGAAGCUACAACAACAACUAAUGAAGCUGCAACAACAAUAGGAAGUACAAUAACAACAACCGAAAAUCUAACCACAACAACUGAAGCUACUGCAACAACGGAUGGUUUAACUACAACAACCGAAGCUACAACUACAACAACCGAAGCUACAACCACAACAACUGAAGCUCUAACCACAACAAUCGAAGCCACAACUACAACAACUGAAGUUCCAACAACAACAACUAUAGCUACAACAACAACUACUGAAGUUACAACAACAACAACCGAAGGCACAACCACAACAACUGAAGCUCCAACAACAACAACUGAAGUUACAACAACAACUACUGAAGCUGCAACAACAACAGGAAGUACAACUACAACAACCGAAAUUCCAACCACAACAACUGAAGCUGCUACAACAACGGAUGCUUCAACUACAACAAUCGAAGCUACAACUACAACAACCGAAGCUACAACUACAACAACCGAAGCUACAACCACAACAACUGAAGCUCUAACCACAACAACCGAAGCCACAACUACAGCAACUGAAGUUCCAAUAACAUCAACUGAAGUUACAACAACACCAAAUGAGAAUUAUUCUUGUCCCUGUUUACUAUCAUUUUGUGAGAACCACUAUAAAGAAAAGUUUUGUUCAAUUGUAUAUCAGUCGUGUGGAAAUGUAAGCACUUCAACACUUUCAUCUACUGCUUUAUCAGCAUAACUUUUCACUGGAACAAUAUAUUUUGUUUUAAAGUGUUGUGCUAAACUUUUUAUUUUGUGUUGUUAAUAUUUUAUUUGUUUUAUUCGUUUUGUUAAUAAUAAUUCUAUUAGUAUUUAUCGAAUUGUAAAUUUUUUUUGCAAGUUUUGUUAUUUAUGAGUCAAAUUAUUUAAUCAGUAUUUUUUGUAUAACCGCUUUGACCUCAAAUAAAGCCCUCGGGUGACGUAUUUACUUACAACAAGUAUUACAAACAUAAACAUUUUGAUAUAAAGUUGUGAGAGUUUUCUGAUCGCGUUUUUAGCACGUAACAAGUUUUAUGUUAUUUAUAAGUCAGAAUAAAUCACUAUUUAGCAGAUUUUAAUAAUUUACUAUUUAGCAGAAAAUGUCAAAAAAUUAAGAUUAGCUUGUUUUGGAAAAUCGUUAUUAUUGAUGAUGCUGUCGGUGCAGUUUUGAACAUAAGUUUCAUAACAUAACAUAUAACAUAAGUUUCAUUUUUGAACAUAAGAACGAAACCUUUCGUUCGUUUUUUAGAUUUCUUGCACUUUUACAUUUUAUUAUUACGGCUUAUAUUCGGAUUGUUUUAAGAUAUGAAUGGUUUAAAGUUAUAAAAAAAGAGAGAAUCAGAAAUCAAAGAAGAUAUUAAUAAUGCUGUAAUCCAAGUUGUAGAGUAUUAUAAAUAACAGAACCAAGCUGCGAAUAUAAAUAUGAAAUGUAAUACUUUAUGUUACCGAAUGAAUAGAUAUAAAAACGAUUUAUUUAUCCAAAAUCAAGUUAUAUAGCACAAUUAAGUAUGCUCUUUCAUAACUAUUUAAUAACAAUGAGGAGAUUAUAGUGAAUGACUGCCUUAUAAAAAAGACUAAAAUAAAUUAUGGCUUCAAUUACAAAAAAAAAAAAAAAAUUGUAUUUCAUUACGCAAUAAAACUUCAAAAAAGUUCAGAUAAAUAAAGAGAGAAUAAGCAUGCUGGUAUAGAGUGGUUAAAGGUUUUCAUGAAGCGAUAUAGUGAACUUUCAUUUCAUAAACCUAAAAAUGCAAGUUUUUCUUCUUCAACAAGUUUUAAAGUUUUGGCAACUAAAAAAAGAUUUAAAACAAAAACACUUCCACUCCUGAUAGAAUUUUUAAUAUUGAUGAAACCAACAUAUUGACAUUACUAAAAUCAACAAGUGCUACUACCCCGUGAAACAAAAUAAUUUGGACAAUGUGUAUCUGCCGAACGUAAGCAACUAAUUACUAUGAGCAGUAUAGAAAAUGCGGUAGAAAAUUUUGUUCCAACUGUCUUUAUAUUUCCCAGAUCAAGGUUUCAUGCAAAUAGUCCACCAAGUGGUUGGAUGACUGAGAAAUUGUUGGGGUUACCAGGGUUACCAUACAACUUCGUUUCCUCGGAUCUUUUAUCUAUUUUUUCAUUAAAAUGUCUGUCGGGGAAAGUUUCCUCAAUUAGCAGCAAAUGUCCGGAUUUUCACUUAAAAACUAAACAAAACAGUUUUUUGUAAAACGUGCUAGUAGAUUGGUGAACAUUGAGACGUCGGAACGUAUUUUCACAUUACCAACGCUUUGGUGUACACCAAUACGUUGUCACGUGUCUUCAGCGUUAUCAAAGUUUCAAGCUAGAUGCAGUUAGUACAAUAAAUUUAAUUGAAAUUUAUGAGUUCGAACAAUUUUGACGCAUUAAUUUAGAGUGUUUUCUUUAUUUGUUUUUAAUAUUGUAUUAUGGGAUACGGCUUUAUAUACGGAGUUUAGGCAAGUUUUUUAAGAUAAUUGAAUAAAAAUUCGAAAUGUAAAAGAAAGUCAAAGCUAUGAAUAAACAAAAUUGUAGAUUGUCUGAA